AUGGCCGCAGAGCGAGACCGCGACGCGAAGAUCGAGGCCAUCAAAGCAAAAAUCCGCGAGAUAAACUCCAAGGUCCAUCGAGCCACGAGUUCGGCCUCCGAAAUAGAUCGUGUCUUGCAGGAGACGCAAAACACGCCAUUCACGCACCGAAUCGCCUCUACUCCUUUCCGCCACAUCAGCAAAGUGAAACUCUCACCAUACGCCGGAGAUACCGAUCCCACACAGUAUCUAACGGCGUUCACCAUCGCCAUGGGACGAGCUCACUUCACGCCCGAAGAGCGCAAGGCCGGACACUGCCAACUCUUUGUGGAAAACUUGGUCGGUCCCGCCCUGACUUGGUUCUCCAGGCUGGAAACACACUCGAUCGAUAGCUUCAAGGCGCUCUCAACCGCCUUCCUCAAACAUUAUUCCAUGUUCAUCCAGCGUUCUGCCUCAACCGCCGAUCUCUGGGCCUUGAGCCAGGGACUGAAAGAAUCUCUCCGGUUGUUCAUCGAGCGUUUCAAAGCGACGGCCUCCCGCGCCUCAGUAUCGGACGAGUCCGCCAUCCCAGCCCUGAGGAAGGCCCUCCACUUCGACUCGGCCUUCAAGGACGAACUAAAGCUCAAUAUGCCGCACACUCUGGAAGACGCAUUACACCGCGCCAGGCUACAUAUCGAAGUCGAAGAGGAGAGGGCAAGUCUUAAGAAGCUCGCUUCCCAGAAAAACCCACCUCAAAAGGAAAAAGUUCAGGACGAAUACCAUGAAUCCCGCCAGCACUACGACGAGGAAUACCAGCGCAGGCAGGCCGCAACAUUUCUCGUCAGCGACGCGCCGACCUCAUGUCUCGUCGAAGAAGCUUCAGCUGUCUUCCAUGUAGACAGCUCCCAUUGCACAGUCGACACGCAGUACAACCAACCUGGGACGGUUGUACCCAACUCAUUGCAGCAGUACUAUCAACAGACUCUCCCAUCAAACAAAUGGUAUCGAACCGUCGAGGCAUCGCCCCCGGCCCAGGCCGUCCAAGAGCGAGCCGCCACGCCCGCUACCAGAGACAACCAGGCGUUCUGCGAAUACCACCAGCUGAAGGGACACUCAACCGAGCAGUGCCGCAAACUUCAGGAAGCACUCCUCGCUCAGUACCAGAAGGGGGAAAUUAGAGUCCCCGACCAGCAGCAGCCGCGCGGCCGAAGUCAAAAUGAUAACCGGCGUCGUCAAGACAACCGAGCUCAGCAUGACAAUCGCCGCUAG
This is a messenger RNA of Eutrema salsugineum, 1227 nucleotides long. RefSeq lists its product as uncharacterized. The transcript has a single exon. The record is from RefSeq and is a predicted model, not a curated record. Bases 1 to 1227 code for a protein of 408 amino acids. Lineage: Eukaryota; Viridiplantae; Streptophyta; Magnoliopsida; Brassicales; Brassicaceae.